This is a messenger RNA of Monomorium pharaonis (pharaoh ant), 1652 nucleotides long. Its product is annotated as putative nuclease HARBI1. Bases 349 to 1572 code for a protein of 407 amino acids. The transcript is spliced from 5 exons. The record is from RefSeq and is a predicted model, not a curated record. Lineage: Eukaryota; Metazoa; Arthropoda; Insecta; Hymenoptera; Formicidae.
CGGUAUUCAUAGUCAAAUCUAUUCAAGACUCAUCUUAAGCACGAGCUUGAGACGUCAAUGGCUGUGUUUUGCCGAACCUUCGCUAGCUAAGCAGUCGCUCGUUUGGUAGCGGUUUCGAUUGUAGCGCCGCUUAGCGCUAUUGAGGUAUCGGCUGGACAGUUUUCAGCAUAUUUUUGUGUUAACAGUAAAUUCAACAUAACCGCAAUUUAUGUUAUUGUUAAUUACAACACAAUUUUGUUUAAUAUUUUUGUAUAAAGUGUCAUUGAAUUACAAUAUCCAUAAACAAUAGCAGUUUAAUGAAUUGCAAUUCUAUUACGUUUGUUAAAUUGUGGCGUAUCUAUAACCAGUAUGGAAAAUAUUGACAAUUUGAUUUUGGAUGAAUUAUUGAAUGAUGAUAAUGACGAUAAUGAUGAUGAUGAUGAUGAUGAUGAUGAAGUCGAAGAGUUACUCAUUCCUGUUGUAAAUGACCAAGAACUUAUAAAUAUCAUCGAUAUUGGUGUAGAAGAUGCACCAAUACUACGUGACCUAAUACACGGAGAUAGACGGAAUAGAGGAAUUUUAAAUUUGCAUUACUAUGAGCACAUUGUACCACAUUACAAUGAUAACCAAUUUCACUCGCAUUUUAGAAUGAGCCGAGAAUUAUAUGAGGAAUUGGAAAAUUUAAUAUAUCGGCAAAUUCGGCAAGGUGAAAACAACGUUCCGUUACGGAAAAAAAUAUUGUUAACUAUAUGGAUUGUUGGCACUCCUGAGAGCUUUCGAUCCGUUGCCGACAGAUUUGGGCUCUCAAAAAGUAACGCUCAUAUAGUAUUUAAAGAAGUAAUUUGUGCAUUAAAAGAAAUGAUGCCACAAUUUGUAAAAUGGCCAAAUGCCGAAGAGUGCGAAAAUAAUGAAAGGAUUUUCCGUAUGCAAUCGCGAGGAUUUCCAGGUGUUGUGGGAGCCAUUGACGGAUGUCACAUUCCCAUCAAACAACCGCCCGGAAAUGCAAACGAUUAUUAUAAUCGUAAGGGAUUCCAUUCAAUUAAUUUUCAAGGCAUAUGCGAUCAUACGGGUAAAUUUAUAGAUUGUUUAAUUGGUCGGCCAGGACGAGCACAUGAUGCAGCUGUGUUUCGCAGUAGCUCCAUUUUUAACAGACUGAUGGAUCAAGAAAAUCCAAUUCUACCACCACAAAAGCACAUUAUAGGCGAUUCAGCGUAUCCAUUGCUUCAAAAUCUGAUGACACCUUUUCGGGACAACGGACAUCUCACGCCAGAACAGUCCACGUAUAACACCAAACUUUCGUCUAUACGGUCGAUUGUUGAGCGUGCAUUUGGAUUAUUAAAGUGCAAAUGGCGGAGAUUGAAAUAUCUUGAUGUUAAAAGUGUAAGAAUGGCAAAUUACAUCAUUGCAGCGGCCUGCACUCUCCACAAUUUCCUUUUAAUGCACGAUGAAAUUGAUAUAAGGGAGAAUUACUUUAUGAAUGAGGACAUUAAUAAUGAAAAUGAUGAAGACUACAACGAUAUAAAUGUCGAUGAAAAUGAAGCAAUUGAUGAAAAUGCGCGGAUGAAAAGGGAACAAAUAAUGAAUAACUUAUAAACUGCAGUAUUUUUGUUAACAUAUAAUAAAUUUUGUAUUUUUAUUUUAAAAUUAAAUAAAUCUUUUUUAUACAUUAAGAU